This is a messenger RNA of Amaranthus tricolor (Joseph's coat), 2046 nucleotides long. RefSeq names its product pectinesterase 4-like. Gene Ontology annotation, molecular function: pectinesterase inhibitor activity; pectinesterase activity. Gene Ontology annotation, biological process: cell wall modification. The coding region runs from base 163 to 2046 and encodes 627 amino acids. The transcript has a single exon. The record is from RefSeq and is a predicted model, not a curated record. NCBI's taxonomy places the organism in Eukaryota, Viridiplantae, Streptophyta, Magnoliopsida, Caryophyllales, Amaranthaceae.
AAUAAUUACAAAAUAAACACGGAGUCGAGAGAGAUAGAGGGGCAAAAGAACUCUCAUUUCUCUAGUUCUUUGUUAUAUGAAUUAAUAAAUCAGUUUUAUAUACACUGAUCAUAAAAAUAAAAAUAAAAAAGAAAAAGUUGAAUAAGUAUAAAAAGAGAGAAAAUGGGGGGAAAGGUGGUAGUAUCAGUGAUAUCCAUUAUUUUGGUUGUAGGGGUUGUAAUAGGAGUUGUUGCAGCAGUUCACAAAGGAAAGAGUGAUAAUCACAACAAUGGAGGUAACAACGAUGAGAAUUUGUCGUCUUCAAUGAAAACGGUGAAUACAUUGUGCGGUCCUGCUACGUUCAAGGAUGCGUGCAUUAAGAGCCUAGGUAGUGUCGCACAAAACCAAAGUGCGACACCACAUGACUAUGUUAAAGCCGGGAUGAAGUUAGCUUUGGAUGAAAUUAUGAAGGCGACAAAUCUUACUGAUACCCUUGUUUCCAAAGCGAAUUCGACUAAGAAACCCGAACAAACUAACAUGGCUAUUGAUAGUUGCAAGAAUUUGUUUGAUCUUGCGACUGAUAGACUUGAUGGGGCUAUUAAGCAAGUACAAGAUCCUACAAUAUAUAAAGAUCAGGAUUUAGUAUGGAGUCUUCGUGUUUGGCUUAGCGAUGUUAUCACAUUUGCUAAUAGUUGUGCAGACGAAUUUGGUGAAGCCGAAGCUCUUGAUCUACAAAAAACGAUGCAAGAUGGCGUUUUGAAUGCUACCGAGCUUACAGUUAGUAUGUUAGAUAUUGUUACUUCAUUCAAUGAAGCACUUUCUGAAUUAGACCUUUCGGUAAAUGCCUCUAAACUGGUAGACAAACUAAAUGUUACUAGUAUUACUCCUAGUCGACGCCUUCUUGGCUUGGCUAAUGUCGAUAAUGAGGGUUUUCCGACAUGGUUAUCUGCCUCAGAUCGUAAGCUUUUAGGCGAGGGGAAGAAUGGUGUUAAGAAGAAUAAGAACAAAAAAAAGAAGGGUCAUAAGAAAGGUAAAGGAAAGGGUAUUACAGCUGGUGCUGUGUUUGGUGUUGUAGCAACCGGAGCUGUUGCAGCGCCUGCUGUCGUACCUGGAAUGAAGCCUAACGCGGUUGUCGCUUUGGAUAAUAGUGGACAAUUCAAAUCCAUUGCGGCCGCUGUUAACGCGCAUCCGGGUAAGGGACUAGUAGGUAGAUAUGUAAUCUAUGUUAAGGCGGGAAUCUAUAAAGAAGAAGUUAUAAUAGGCAAGCAACAUAACAACAUUUUCAUGUAUGGAGAUGGGCCUACGAAAACAAUUGUGACAGGCGAUAAAAGUUUCCUUAAGGGUGUACAAACAUCUAAAACUGCUCCGGUCCAAGUAGAAGGAUUCGGGUUUUUCUGUAAGGAUAUGGGUUUCCAAAACACAGCGGGUCCACAAGGACAUCAAGCAGUAGCUCUAAGAGUAAAUGGGUUACAAGCAGUGUUCCAAAACUGUUUCUUUGACGCUUACCAAGACACUUUAUAUGCACAAGGCGGAUCCCAAUUUUUCCGCGAUUGUCAGAUUUCAGGAACUGUUGAUUUCAUAUUCGGAAAUGGUGCAACAUUAAUCCAAAACAGUAAGAUUGUCGUAAGACAAGGUAGUCCCGGACAACAAAAUUUGGUAACAGCACAAGGAGGAUUAGCAGCAAAUGAAGCAACAGGGAUUGUUAUACAAGGAUGUGAGAUCCUACCAGGAAAAGAUCUUUUCCCAAACCGGCUAAAGACAAAAACUUAUUUAGGUCGUCCAUGGAAAGCUUUUGCAAAAACUGUAUUCAUGGAGACUCUAAUGGGCGAUCUUAUUCAACCAGACGGGUAUUUUCAAUGGCAAUCACCCGAAGGAAAGAACAACCACUUGAACGCUUUUUAUGGCGAGUAUCUUAACCGUGGUCCUGGUUCCAACUUCAAUCUUAGGGUUAAAUGGCCUCAUGUAAAACUUCUAAGUAAGCCUGAGGCACAAAAAUACUCAGGUGGUGUGUUUUUAAGAGGUGCUACAUGGGGUACUGGUGUGCCAAUCAAUCCUAAUGUUGCUUAA